CGUACCGCUGACGCUCUUCACUGAAGCUCCUCGGUUGUUUACAGUUUUACCAUUUAGCUUCAGCUCAAAUUCUGUCAGUAAAACUGUUUUAAUCGUAUUUUCAUCAUGGGAUGCGACGGUGGAACCAUUCCUAAAAGACACGAACUGGUUAAAGGCCCGAAAAAGGUUGAAAAGGUCGAUAAAAAUGCAGAGCUUGCUGCCAGAUGGAAAUACUGUGCGUUAAGUCAGGAGAAGCUGAAGCGACCCAUAGUCGCCUGUGAGCUGGGCAGACUGUAUAAUAAAGAUGCAAUCAUUGAGUACUUGUUGGAUAAAUCAGCGGAGAGGCCAAAUGCUGAAGUUGUGGCACACAUCCGUAGCAUCAAGGACGUGAAGGAACUGAAUCUGACAGAUAACCCUGCAUGGGAGGGGGAGAGGCGCAACAUUAAAGGAGACUGUUAUGAAGACAUGCACUGUGCAAUGUUCAUCUGUCCUGUGGUUGGUUUGGAGAUGAACGGAAAGCACAAGUUUUUGUACCUGCAGACCUGUGGGUGUGUUUUCUCAGAACGAGCACUCAAAGAGGUGAAGACUGAAAUCUGCCACAAGUGUGGAGAUCCUUUCCAAGAAGACGACCUUGUGACGCUGAAUGGGACUAAAGAGGAGGUGGAGAAGCUUCAGAAGGCCAUGGAAGAGCGCCGAUUAAAGGCUAAAACUGCAAAAAAAUCAAAGAAGAGCAAAGACGCUAAAGUCUCCAAGUCACAGGAUUCAGCAGGAAGCUGUGACGCCUCCGAGACUAAAUCUACGUCAUUGAAUGGAGAGGGCAGCAGUGGAAGCAGCAGUGAUUCAGCUCCAGGACCGUCCACAUCCGGCGAGUGCUCUAAAACAUUAAAGGCCCCUGCGGGAACCAUUGCUGGCAGUAAGAGAUCGAUCCAGGCCAUGAAGGACAAAUCAGAGGCCUACAAGUCGCUCUUCACCUCCCACAGCUCUGCCAAACGUUCCAAAGACCAGAUGUCCAACUGGGUCACACACACGCCUUACCACUUUUGAGUGCGUUCUUCCUAGUAAAGCUCGCCCUCUAGUGAUCAGGCUUUGGAGGAGCAAAAUUCUGGCUGGUGGAUUGAUGCAUUGUUUUUAGCCAAUUUAUUUUUCACCAUUGCAUUUUUGUUUACCUUUAUAUAUCUUAAAUUAGUUGCAUGCUUAAGUGUUUAUUUUAAGUAAACCCAUAUUUGCUUGAGUGUUACAUGUCUUUUCCAUUAGCAUUUUCGACUGGAUCUUGUUUUAAACCACUUUAUUCAGGUUUAAACAUGAACUGUAACUGUAUUGCGGUAAAAACCAAUUUAAAGGCAGAAAAGUUUGUUUUCCUCCUCAGAAGCAUAAAUGCGUGUUCCUGAAGCACUGUUGUUAUUAUUAAGAGUUUCUUGUCACUAUAUCACAGAAAUAACCAACUAGCUGCAGUAGUUAUGUGUUGUACUUCUAAACAUGCAUUAUUUGUGCACACAAUAAAAGUCCGAUCUAGGAGAAAUCAUGCGCUGUUGCUGCGUAUUUGUUAGUAAUGACCAUCAGUACUGCUUUUUGUCCACAGGGUGGCAGUAGAUGUCUACGAAUAAGCGCUGCCCCUGUCAAACAGCAUUAGAUCUAAUGUAGUCUGGACUUUGUGCAGUUUCCCUAAAUGUAAUCGUUUAUGUUCAUCUGACAGGUGCAUAAAUAAAGUCCAGUCUCCGCAUUUUCA
This is a messenger RNA of Labeo rohita (rohu), 1705 nucleotides long. It is a transcript of the gene rtf2, whose product is annotated as replication termination factor 2. The record is from RefSeq and is a predicted model, not a curated record. The transcript is spliced from 9 exons. Gene Ontology annotation, cellular component: nucleus. NCBI's taxonomy places the organism in Eukaryota, Metazoa, Chordata, Actinopteri, Cypriniformes, Cyprinidae. Gene Ontology annotation, biological process: site-specific DNA replication termination at RTS1 barrier; mitotic DNA replication termination. The coding region runs from base 106 to 1023 and encodes 305 amino acids.